This is a messenger RNA of Colletotrichum aenigma, 528 nucleotides long. It is a transcript of the gene srp1, whose product is annotated as Pre-mRNA-splicing factor srp1. Bases 1 to 528 code for a protein of 175 amino acids. The record is from RefSeq and is a predicted model, not a curated record. Lineage: Eukaryota; Fungi; Ascomycota; Sordariomycetes; Glomerellales; Glomerellaceae. Gene Ontology annotation, molecular function: RNA binding. The transcript has 5 exons.
AUGUCGCGCGGUGGAACCACCCUCUACGUGACUGGCUUCAGCCACGGCACGCGCGCCCGAGACCUCGCCUACGAAUUCGAACGAUUUGCCUUCGUCGAGUAUGAGGACCGUCGCGACGCUGACGAUGCUUACCAUGAGAUGCACAACAAGCGCAUCGGCCGCGACGACAUCCUGAAGAUCGAGUGGGCUCGCACUCCUCCUUCCGCCUCCUGGCGCUUCGACUCUGGCCGGGACCGCGAGCGUGCCCCCCGCCGCUCUUCUCCCCGCCGGGGCCGCUCUCCCUCUCCCCGUCGCAGCACCCGCGACUACUCCCCCAGAAAGGACGAUCGUCGUGACCGCGACCGUGACUACGACCGCGAACGCCGCGACACUCGUGACCGCUCUCGCAGUCCUGACCGCCGUGACCGGGAUGCCAAGGACGAUCGUGAUGAGCGCGACCACCGUGAGAACGGUACCAACGGCGACGACCGAAAGGCCAUUGACAGCCCUCCCCCUGCUCACGACGACCUGGAUGUCGCUGCGGAGUGA